UACAAUUCCCGUCAAGGCCUCUACAGUCAUAUAUAGUUUGUUGAGUGAAAAAAAAACUCGGUUAGUCAAACGUGCAAUAGAAAAAUGCAAAAUAAAUCAAAUUCUCAUAUUAUUCAAACUAAAUCAGAGAACAAUGGAAAUAAUAUAAAAUCGGCAAAUAUGAGUAAAGCAGAGGAACAAGCGGGACCUUCGAAACCAUCGGGUUCUGCAACGGAGGAAAAGGAGAAAGAUGAUCGAACAUUCGAAUGUAAUAUUUGUCUCGAUACUGCAAAAGAUGCAGUAGUUAGUAUGUGUGGCCACUUAUUUUGCUGGCCUUGUCUUCAUCAGUGGCUCGAAACUCGUCCUACGAAACAAGUUUGUCCCGUAUGCAAAGCUGCAAUCAGUAAAGAAAAAGUUAUUCCACUCUAUGGAAGAGGAACAACGAAACAAGAAGAUCCAAGAAAUAAUGUACCCCCACGUCCCGCUGGACAAAGAUCGGAACCGGAAGCUAAUGUUGGAUUUCCGGGUUUCGGCUUCGGUGAUAGUGGUUUUCACAUGUCCUUUGGAAUCGGCGCCUUUCCAUUUGGAUUUUUUACUUCCACGUUCAAUAUGGGAGACGCACGACCAAGUACCGCACCACGAGGCACGCCACAAUUUGAGGAGGAACAAUUUUUAUCGAGGGUAUUCCUCUGGUUGGCUGUAAUGUUCAUCAUUUGGCUGCUCCUGGCGUAACAUUAUUUACACCAAAAGAAGUUAUAAAUUUAAGAGCAGAACACUCGAAUACAGGAUAUAUCGCCGGCCACGUGACACAUUUCUAAAGAUGCCAAUUAAUCUCUUUAUUAUAUGAUAUUUCACUGGAUUAAAUUUCAAGUUUUGCGAGGAUUAAGGGAUAAAUUUUCAAAUUAUUUCUGCAAAACAAAUCGUGUCUUAAUGGACAAUUAAUUGAUUAAUUAAAUUAUUAAUUAUUAAAGGGAAAUUGAAGGAUUAAUUAAUUUUUAAUUAUUAAUUAAUUAACCCCCGUGGCAACAGUAGAAUGGUUAAUUCUAGCUAUGGACAAAGACCCCGCAGUUAAAAUAUAUAAAUUUUCAACUUUUUAAAUAUUUUUCCCGUUAGCCAUGGUUUGCUAGAUUUUAGUUUAAACUUUAAAAUAUAUAAAUUUUCGGUUUUUUUUUAAAUAUUUUUGUUAACAGAGACUCAGAAUCUGUUAACUUUAGAUAAAGUCUUUGACCAUUAUUUAGCUAGAAUUUACCAUUUUUCCAUUUGCACUUGGGAAUUAAUUAAUAAUCAACUGGGAAUAUCCGAAAAGUUACUUUAAAAAAAUAGUUCCCUCAAAAAAUUUCCCUUUAAUUUAAAUUAAAGGAUGUUUUUAAUAAAAAAUCUUCGCAAAACAAAAAAACAAUGUGAUAUCAUUUUACUCAAUUUUACGAAAUAUUUUCUGUCUUUUUUUUGCCACGAGCAUAAUAUACAAUCUGAUGAUUAACGUUUAAUGGUUUUGGAGGUAACGAUAAUUAUAUGUACAUAAAUUUAAAGAAAAACCAAUUAUCUAGAUAAGCUGAUUGUUGUAAUGAAAAAAAAAAAUUAGAAUAUUUUAAUCGCUAAAUUGAAUUAAUGAUCAUUGCUUAGUUAUGAGAGAGAGAGAAGAAACAAAAGUCAAAAGUAUUCUUUCAACGAAUAAAACUUAGACUUUCAAAAUGUAUAUAAAUUAGUUUUUAAGAAAAAAAAUAUAAACCUAUAUUAUUUCCGAUAUUAAAAAAAACACAAAAAAUUGUAUAUCAAAAAUAAAAAUUUGUGUACGUUAACAAUGAUUAGUCAUCAGUAUUGCUUGAAAUUGAUUUUACAAAGAAAUUUCUAAUUAUAGAUAAUUAAUUUUGAGAAAUACUGAUUAAAAGAAUUACGAAAAAAGAAAAAAAACGAAAAGUAAGAUAAUAUGUAAUAAGCAGUUUUAUCUUUCAACAUUGUAAUUUAAUUUAUUUUUACAAAAAGAAAAAAAAAAGAAAGGAACUCAUAGAGAAAGAAUCGACAAAAAAAGGAGUUGAAAAGAGAUCUUAACAAGUUAAAAAAAACGAUGUUUACAAAUUUCUCUUAUAAAACCAUAAUUUAAAAAAAUUAUGAUUUAUUAUUUUUUUGAUUUCAAUGAAUUUAUAUGAAAUGAUUAUUAUUUUCGUUAUUGGGCUUAUUUUUUAAGUAACUUUAAAUUUAACAUUCCAUUUUCUCUAAGUUGACGUUUUAUUUUAUUAAUUUGAUAUUAUGUUAAAAUGGAACGAAUAAUUCAGAUCUUUAAGAUCAUUUCAUUAUUAUAUAGACACAUGACGAAACAAGACUGGUUUUUUUUUUUUUUUUUUGCAAACAAUUUAUAACAAACGAUGUCUGUAAUUUUUUUUUUGUGGUUGAACAAUUGUAAUCGUAACGAUGAAGAAUAAAAUAAAUUGCAUUUAACAUAU
Molecule: messenger RNA, 2420 nt
Organism: Leptopilina heterotoma
Lineage: Eukaryota; Metazoa; Arthropoda; Insecta; Hymenoptera; Figitidae
Product: E3 ubiquitin-protein ligase RNF185-like
Exons: 5
Coding region: 85-711 (208 amino acids)
Biological process (GO): ubiquitin-dependent protein catabolic process
Cellular component (GO): endoplasmic reticulum
Molecular function (GO): ubiquitin-like protein conjugating enzyme binding; metal ion binding; ubiquitin protein ligase activity
Source: RefSeq, a predicted model, not a curated record